UUUUUUCCAAUACUGAUAACCGCAUCGGCUUUGAAAAAAAAAAAUCCACACCAAAGCCAAAAAACCCAAAGCCAACUUUUUUUUUUGCUUUUGCCUUCAAAGCCUUUUUUCUUUUUUUUCCAACUUUUUGUUCUUUUUGAUCAAAGCUUCGCGCCUUUUUUUUUUUUUUUUCUUCUGCUUUUUUUCCUUGUUCUUCUGUUUUUCUGCUCUUCCUUCCUUUGACUUCUUCUUUUCAACUCUUGCCUUGUUAUCAACAACAAACUCAAGCGUUGGCGAUUUCGAAGAACACCCUUUUCCGCCCAUCUGCUCCCAUUGCGCAUAUUUCUGUGCAACGUCACAUUUGGUCGCUUUCAACGCUUUUUGGAUUCAAGAAAAAAGGCUGACACUGAGUUUCUCACAGAACAUCUCAGUCCUCUUUUUCUCAACCUCAAGGCUCUUUCAUUUUCAUCUUUAGGGUUUAAGCAACUCAGCUCAAAACUCCUCCAAGGAGUCCUUGCUUGCUCCCAGGGGCGCUGCUCUAGCUCUCUAGCUCUCACACACUUUUUCUCUCUCGUUGGUUUCGCGCGCGUUCUCGUUUCCGCCCGUCCUUGCUCAUCCGAUCGCCCGCUCGAUGGUCGGUCUUGUUCGCCUUACUCGCAACACUCUCCCUUCUUGCUUGGCCAAGCCAUGCCUGGUCGCACCCAUCCGCCUUCCGGCCUCCCGCAUCCCUGCAGCGCUCCGUCCCGCCGCUGCCGGUGCUGCUGUCACCGCCUCCGCGCCUGCUAACUUUGUUUCGCUCGCGCCCGUGCCCGUUUCGUCGGCGCCAAAGUUCCUCGCCUCGAUCCGUGCCUCCAAUGCCAACGGCACCGCCCGCAUUGACGCACGCCUCGCUGCGGACUUUGCCCACAUUAACACCCUCUUCACCGAUUUCAAGUCGUCGAUUGCUCGCUUUCUCAAGCCGAUCGACUCGACCACCACCACCACCAUUGUCACUGCUUCGCGCGAGACGCUCACCAUCCGCCGCGCCACCCACAAGGACACGGAUGCCAUCUACUCGCUGAUUGCCGGUCCCAUGGCCAACGGCAGCAUCCUGCCCGUCUCGCGCGCAGCCCUCAGCAGCACCGUCCGCAACUAUGUGGUUUGCCACGUUGAUGGCGUCUUUGCCGGCUCUGCCUCGAUCAAGCCGUUCUCGCGCAACGAGGCCGAGUUCACCAAGAUUUGCACCUCGCCUGCCUACCAGGGCCGCGGCAUUGCCAGCCACCUUGUCUCCAAGCUCAUCCAGCACGCCACCGCUGACGGCUACGAGUAUGUGUUUGCCUUGACCACCGCCCCCGCCAUGGCCCGCGUGUUCACCAAGCUGCAGUUCCAGCCUGUCGAUCGCUCGUUGCUCUGCGCCAAGUGGCGCGACGGCUACGACAUGGCUCGUCCCUCCAAGGCCUACUACCUGCCCGUUCUUGCCGAUCCCUUCACUGCCAAGGCUGCCGACAACCAAGAGCACCACAACCACAACGUUGCUCUCAGCAUUUAAGAAUUUUUAUUUCCCAAUUUGCUUUUCAUUUGUGUGUGUGUCGUGUGUCGUGUCAUUUUUACCCAAAUACAAUUUGCAUGAAUGCAUCUACUUUUUCCAUUCAAAC
This is a messenger RNA of Capsaspora owczarzaki ATCC 30864, 1613 nucleotides long. RefSeq lists its product as hypothetical. Gene Ontology annotation, molecular function: L-glutamate N-acetyltransferase activity, acting on acetyl-CoA as donor. The record is from RefSeq and is a predicted model, not a curated record. Bases 611 to 1507 code for a protein of 298 amino acids. Lineage: Eukaryota; Filasterea; Ministeriida; Capsasporidae. Gene Ontology annotation, biological process: L-arginine biosynthetic process. The transcript has a single exon. Gene Ontology annotation, cellular component: cytoplasm.